Messenger RNA from [Candida] anglica, 1137 nucleotides. Lineage: Eukaryota; Fungi; Ascomycota; Pichiomycetes; Serinales; Debaryomycetaceae. The record is from the annotation of a GenBank genome assembly.
AUGGGAUCCAAACGUAAGAAGGCUGAGAAGCAAAAGGAUUUCGUCAAGAAGAAGCUCAAGGUUGGUAAGACCGCGGCCAAGCCAGAUAAUCAUACCGAUACAUCGUUCACCGCUAGGGCCAUCUCACUUCCAAAUCAAUCAUUAAAUAGAAAGCAAGCCGUUGAAGGACUUGCAGAAGAAAAAAGAGAAGAAGUUGAUCUUUCCCAUCAUCUUGCCCUUGUUAAGCAUCACUCCGCAUCCACCCGUAAGGAGGUUCUUAUCUAUAUCGAACAACAUUUACCUUCCAACCCAUCGCUUUACAAACAAAUCAUCACUAGCAUCGUCCCACUCAUUGUGGACCAAUCUCAAAAUGUCCGUAAUGCCCUUGUGUCACUUUUAAAUGCAUGUGCCCGUGAAAAACCUGGUCUUUUAGACUUGCAUCUCAAAGCUAUUGUUCUUUUCAUCCAUUCUGCAAUGACCCAUAUCCAACCAGAUAUUAGAAAUUCAGCUUCAAAAUUCCUUGCUGUACUCAUUGAACAUUCUCCAGAUGCCUUAGUUCGUUCAUAUUUCAUCAAGACCAUGAAGGCAUAUUUCACUCUAUUGGCUUGGACUCUCACUGAUGAUAAGAAGUCUGUAUCAUUAGCAAUCACCACCAGUGCAUCCACUGGAGGAGCCACUAAAAAGGCAAGAAUUGGCCAUGUUGCCGUGUUCAAGAAAUUCCUUGAAGCUGCUCUUUUCGCUAAUGAAUCAGAUAAUGCCACACAAUUGAUUGACAUCACAAAUACUUCCCUUAUUCAUCCAUUAUCGGGAAAAUAUUUAAUCCCAACCGCCACCAGAGCGUAUUCUCCAUUGAAACUCUUUGUCAAGGAAAUGACCACUAAUAACAAUUCUUCCAGUACAUCCAGCGGUUCUGGAACUUCUGGAGCCAAUUCCGGCGUCGAUGAUGGUUCAUUCACCUUGGAUGAUCUUCCAUCGCUCAGUACAGAAGAUUUGAGUACCAGAAGAAAAGUAAUGAUUGACGUUUUCAGUAAACCUUCAGUUAAAAACUUGACAAAUUUCAUCAAAGAAGGAGGAGAAGUUGGAAGAGAAGCUCAUUCAUGUUUGGCAGUCAUCACCAAAUUGAAAUCUGAGGAAGUGGAAAAGGCUGCCACCGUUUAA